AUGUCGGCGCCGCCGUUCGGCAAGAGGGACAGCUCAGCUGCUGAUGUGUCGGCGUUCUUCAAGUACUGGCAGUCGUUCGUGAGCUUGCGCGACUUUUCGUGGAAGGAUCAGUACAAUCGGGCCGAAGCUCCCAAUCGACGGGUGCGGCGGCUUAUGGAGGAAGAAAACGCGAAGCUUCGGCGGAAGGCGAAGCGCGAGUUCAACGAGGCGGUUCGCCAGCUGGCGGCGUUCGUGAAGAAGCGCGACCCGCGCGUGAAGGAGCAGCAGGCGGAGGCGCGGCGCGUGGCGGCGGAGCGCGAGGCGGAGGCGAAGCGGCGGAGGGAGGAGGAGCGGAGAGAGAAGGCGCGGCGCGCGCAGGAGUAUGAAGACCCGGAGUGGGCGCGGGGAGACGGGGAAGGGGAGGAUGAGGAGGAGGACGAGGAUGAGGAGGGGAAUGGAGUGGAGGGGCGUGGAGAGGGGACGGGGAGGCGGAAGGGGCGGAAGGCGGGGAGGGUGGAGGAGGAGGACGACGAUUGGUUUGAGGAGACUAAGAAAGGGGGGCGGAAGGGGAAAGGGAAAGGAAAGGGAGGAGGGGGGGCAGGGGCAGGGGCAGAUGGAUCCGUAACCGUGGCAAACGGGCAGGGCGACGGGCUGGGCUCGGAGAGAGGCGGAGGCAAGAAGAAAAAGAAGAAGGGCAGGCAGGGGGACGCACACACGGGGGGAUGCAGCGCGCAAAAGGGGGUGCGGGGGCAUGGGGCUGGGGAAGGGGAGGCGGAACUAGGUGAGGCAGGGAUGAAUGGGGAGGGUGCGGUGGGGAUGGGUGAGGCGGGGUUGGACGAGGCGUACUGCGUGGUGUGCAGCAAGGCGUUCAGGAGCGCGCAGCAGCUGGGGAACCACGAGCGCAGCAAGAAGCACCUGGCGCGCCUUGCGCAGCUCAGGGCGGAACUGCUGGCGGACGAGCUGGCGGGGGAGGAGGGGGAGGGGGAGGGGGAGGAUGAGGGGGAGGAAGGGGGGGAAGUGGAAGAGGAGGAGGGAGAGGAGGUGGAGGAGAUGGAGAUGGCUGAGGGGAAGGUUGGAGAUGGGGAUGGGGAUGGGGAAGCGGUUGGUAGGACAGAGAGUGAAGAGGACGAGAGGGAGGAGGGAGAGGUGGAGGAGGAAGAAGGGGAGGGGGUUGAUGGGUUGAGAGGGGUGGAGAAGGAGGAGGUAGGAAAGGAGGAAGAAGAGGAGGAGAAUGAGGAUGAUGAGGAAGAAGAGAGGGAAGAGGAGGAGGAGGAGGAGGAGGAGGAGGAGGAGGAGGAGGAGGAGGAGGAGGAGGAGGAGGAGGAGGAGGAGGAGGAGGAGGAGGAGGAGGAGGAGGAGGAGGAGGAGGAAGAGGAGGAGGAGGCAGGUGAGAUGGAUGAGGAGGAGGAGAUGGCAAUGCUGGCUGCGAUGCUGGCCCGACAGAAGAUGGCUGAAAAGAAAAAGAGGAACGAGAAGGCGAAGAAGAAAGCAGAGCAGGAGGAGGAAAGUGAAGAGGAAGAGGAGCAAGAGGAGGAGGCAGCGGCAUUGGCAGCAGAGGGUGAGAGCGGGGACACGUCCGCAGCGACUGAUGCAGAGGCAAGAGAGAUGCAGCAGAGUGACGGCGAUGCUCCCAUGCCUGCUGCUGCACCCUCUGCUGCCCCUGCUGCUGCACCCUCUGCUGCCCCUGCUGCUGCAUGUGGCUUGCAUGAGGCGGCGGAUGGGGUGGCAGCAGAGAGAGACGGGCAGGGGGUAGCAGCAGGUGACAAUAGUGAAGGUGACAGCAAGGAGGGUGGUGGGAAGGAGGGGAGGGAGAGUGAGGGAGCAGCGGGGGGAGGCGGGGAGGGGGAGGAUGAGGAGGAGGGGGUUACAAAGGGGAAGGGGAAGAAGGGGAGGCGGAGGGCAGCAAAGGGUGCGGGGGGAAAGGGCGGAGUUUCAGGGGGGAAUGGGGGAGUGGGGGAGGCAAGCGGGCCGAAAGCCACCCUUGGUGGUGGGGAAGGGGGCGGCAGUGGUGGCAUGGUGGACGGCUGGGGAGAGAAAGGGGGGAGGGGCGGGAGGGGCGGCAAGAAGGACAGAAAAAAGGGGAAGAACGCAGAGCCGGCACUGGCCUGUGGAGUGUGUGGUCUCGAGUUCGAUUCCAGGAACCAACUGUUCAAGCACAUAGCAACCAAGGGGCAUGCACAGCUCAAGACGUGA
Molecule: messenger RNA, 2172 nt
Organism: Closterium sp. NIES-65
Lineage: Eukaryota; Viridiplantae; Streptophyta; Zygnematophyceae; Desmidiales; Closteriaceae
Source: the annotation of a GenBank genome assembly